AUUACUUGCCUCUAUGAUAUGGACAUUGUCUUUGAGCCUAAUGGAGUCUUUAACGAAGAAGAGCUCAUGGAGGCAGACCUUCACGCUAUUGUUCAAGUGGGCAUAAUGAGUGGUGCAGGGCUGACUCUACGUUUCCAGAGCUUUAUGUAUCAAACCCUUUGCGGUCUCAAGUACAUUCACUCUGCCAAUGUCCUUCACCGUGACCUUAAACCCGGCAAUAUCUUGCUCAAUGCAG
Molecule: messenger RNA, 235 nt
Organism: Acaulospora colombiana
Lineage: Eukaryota; Fungi; Glomeromycota; Glomeromycetes; Diversisporales; Acaulosporaceae
Source: the annotation of a GenBank genome assembly